Radiomyces spectabilis is the source of this 1624-nucleotide messenger RNA. RefSeq names its product guanine deaminase. Gene Ontology annotation, biological process: guanine catabolic process. Bases 108 to 1481 code for a protein of 457 amino acids. The record is from RefSeq and is a predicted model, not a curated record. Gene Ontology annotation, cellular component: cytosol. Gene Ontology annotation, molecular function: zinc ion binding; guanine deaminase activity. Lineage: Eukaryota; Fungi; Mucoromycota; Mucoromycetes; Mucorales; Radiomycetaceae. The transcript has 3 exons.
CUUUGAUACCCUUUUGAAAUUCAUGGAAUGCAAGCAUCGUCAUGAUUUGAAACACAGAGUGGCGGAAUUUUUGCUCAGAAACAGCUUGAUCAUCGCCCGUGUUUGGUAUGAUACAGUGCUUGUUCGUUUUUCUUUUUUUUUCUGUUGCCGAGAUGGUGUUGAUAUUCGGUACGUUGGUGCAUACGCCCGCUCGAGGCCAGCUCGAGGUCUUGACAAAUACUGUUCUUGCAACCGACAAUGACGGUCGCAUUAUCCACAUGGAAAGCAAUGUAGCACCGAUUGAUAUUGAAAAGACCGUAUUGCAAUGGAAGCUCAAUCCGGAGGACCUUGUACGGCUGAAAUCUACCCAAUUCUUGCUGCCUGGAUUUGUUGAUACACAUAUCCAUGCACCCCAAUACCCGUUCACCGGUACAGGCACCGAUGUGCCACUCAUGCAAUGGCUGAAUAAGUACACAUUCCCGUGUGAACGACAAUGCGAAGAUGUUGAAUGGGCCAAGAAAGUGUAUACAAGCCUUGUGAAGCGCUUGCUACGCAACGGGACGACAACGGCCCUCUACUUUGCGUCUAUCCAUUUAGAAGCUACCAAAGCCUUGGCGGACAUCACGCUUGCACAAGGACAACGGGCAUUUGUCGGAAAGGUGUGCAUGGAUCAGUACAGUCCCGAUGAUUAUAUGGAAACGACCAACGCGUCAGUUUCCGACACGGAAGCAUUCAUCCACUACUGCAGUUCAAAAAAGUCGAGCAUUUUGACUCCGGUAAUUACGCCGCGUUUUAUUCCAACCUGCUCGCCGGCACUGCUGCGAGCAUUAGGUGAAUUGGCUCACAAGUAUUCUGUGCCUGUCCAGUCGCACAUCUCGGAAUCGUUGGACGAAAUUGCAUUUGUCCAACAGCUGUAUCCAGGAAAGCAUGAUACUGAAAUUUUUGACGAAGCUGGAUUAUUGACAUCGCGCACCGUGAUGGCCCACGGUGUCCAUCUUUCUCCAUCUGAUGUGGCUCGGCUCGUUGAGCGCCAGUCAGCUGUCGCUAUCUGUCCCCUAUCCAAUGCUUACUUUGCACACGGUAUCUUUCCAGUCCGGGAGUAUGUGGGUAAAUUGGAGUUGAAGGCUGGACUGGGCACCGAUGUCGCGGGCGGUUAUGCUCCCAGUAUGCUCACCUCCAUCCGCCAGCUUGUCAUAGCUUCAAAGCACAUUUCGGUAGAAAAGAAUAACGAUCCGUCGGUUCAAGUGGAUUGGAAGGAAGCAUUGUAUUUAGCCACUAUGGGUGGAGCGAUCAGUCUCGGUUUAGGGAACGAGGUUGGUAUGUUUGCCAGUGGUAGAGUAUUGGAUGCUAUGCUUGUGGAUGUGGCAGCUCCCCAGUCACCCAUUGACAUCUUGCGAGAGGAAACUCCCGAGUCCUUACUGGAAAAAUUCAUCAACCUUGGCGAUGAUCGGAAUAUUGCCUCUGUUUGGGUUGCUGGUCGUCAAGUAUUGCCAUUUGAAUAAACAUACAGUUUGCCUACUUUAUGUAUCUCCAAAAAGUUCGAUUUAUUGAUCGGUUACAAACUGUAACACAGAGACCGUGCAUGGUCAGUGAAAUUGGCAACAUAAUUUAAAGGGACGCAAUCACUGUAGGGUUACGAUUUCGC